Apodemus sylvaticus (European woodmouse) is the source of this 910-nucleotide messenger RNA. RefSeq names its product serine peptidase inhibitor, Kunitz type 2 (gene Spint2). Bases 12 to 770 code for a protein of 252 amino acids. Gene Ontology annotation, molecular function: serine-type endopeptidase inhibitor activity. The record is from RefSeq and is a predicted model, not a curated record. The transcript has 7 exons. NCBI's taxonomy places the organism in Eukaryota, Metazoa, Chordata, Mammalia, Rodentia, Muridae.
GGCAGCAGGUCAUGGCGCAGCUGUGUGAGCCGCGGCGGGGCCGGGCGCUCCUCGCCCUGCUAGCUUCGCUGCUUCUCUCCGGGGCCCAGGCGGCCAGCAGAGACCUAGACGUCCACGAGUCUUGUGGAGUUUCGAAGGUAGUGGGGAAAUGCCGGGCUUCCAUCCCCAGGUGGUGGUACAAUGUCACGGAUGGGUCCUGCCAGCCAUUUAUUUAUGGAGGCUGUGAAGGAAAUGGCAAUAACUACCAGAGCAAGGAGGAGUGUCUUGACAAGUGUGCUGGUGUCACUGAGAACACCAUUGAUGGCGUGGCCAGGAGCAGGAAUGGAGCGGACUCUUCGGUCCUGAGUGCUCCCAGAAAGCAGAAUUCUGAGGACCUUUCUGGUGAGAUCUUCAACUAUGAAGAAUACUGUGUCCCGAAGGCCGUCACUGGGCCAUGCCGUGCCGCCUUCCCUCGCUGGUACUAUGAUGCUGAGAAGAACUCCUGUAACAGCUUCAUCUAUGGCGGGUGCAGAGGCAACAAAAACAGUUACCUCUCCCAGGAAGCAUGCAUGCAGCACUGCUCUGGUAAGCAGGCGGAUCCUUUCCUGACCCUGGGCACAAAAGCGGUGAUCCUGGUGGGGCUAUUCAUCAUGGUCCUCAUCUUCCUCCUGGGAACCUCUAUGGUGUACCUGAUCCGUGUGGUUCGCAGAAAGCAGGAGCGUGCCACGCGCACCAUCUGGAGCACUGCGGAUGACAAGGAGCAGCUGGUGAAGAACACCUGUGUCUUGUAGAGACUCCAGUGCUCAGAGAACCGGGAGGUGGGGACCACAUGUGCUGUUUGAAAAGAUAGCAGCUGCCUGUGUCUGUGAUCAUUAGGAAGUUUGUCUUUGUUUCCAGCCCUGCUGAGCGGCUUAGGGCCUCCUGACCCUGU